AGUUCGGUGAAGGGUCGGUCCGGGUGUUCCUUCUGCGGAUCCCGUGGAGUUUUCUGUGUUGCGACAUUGUUGUGGAUCCAGAAACUGCUUCAGGAUGCCGGUAUCACGUUUUGCCAGUCGGUUUCGGAAAGACUUGAGCACUGAGAUGAUUAGAACCAACUUGGCUCAUAGAAAGUCUUUGUCUCAGAAGGAGAGCAGACACAGGGUGUAUGAGAGAAACAGACACUUCGGUUUGAAGGACGUCAACGUGCCACUGGAAGGGCGAGACCUUGGUAAUAUAUACGAGACAUCGCAAGACCUCGCUCCAGAGGCCAGCUCCAAAACAAGGUCAGUAAAAAUGGUUCUGAGUGACCAACGGAAGCAGCUCCUACAGAAAUACAAAGAAGAAAAACAGCUUCAAAAACUGAAAGAACAGCGAGAGAAAGCAAAACGUGGAGUGUUCAAAGUGGGUCUCUAUAGGCCUGCUGCGCCCGGCUUUCUUGUCACAGACCAGAGGGGCACAAAAGCUGAGCCAGAAAAGGCUUUUCCAUAUACUGGACGGAUUACAAGAUCAAAGGCCAAAGAACAUAUGGAGCAGACUAAGAUUGGUAGCAGGAAUGUUCCUAAAGCAACCCAGUGUGACCAAAGACAAAUUUCUGAAAAAAAAACAUUAGACAGAGAGAAAAAAGUUACGCAGCCUGUGCUGUCCACGUCAGGGAAAGGGACUGAAUCAGCGGCUACUCAGAGGGCCAAGCAGAUGGCCCGAACAGUGUCAUCGACUACAAGAAAGCCAGUCACAAGAGCCACUAAUGAGAAAGAAUCAGAAAGAACGGGACCAAGUGGAAGGAGACCUGCCAAAAAAGCAGAAGGCAAGCCGGACAAGGUCAUUCCUUCCAAAGUUGAGUGGGACAAAAAGCGUUUGGAUUCGCAGACCAGGGAGACAAGUGAAAUGGAUCCGAGCGGAGUCUUCCAAGAAGUGGAACGCUUGCCUGCGACAGCCCCUGCACAAGGGAAAGAAAGGAAGUCCUUUGCCCCCAAGCACUGUGUCUUCCAGCCCCCGUGUGGUCUGAAGACCUACCAGGUGGCUCCCCUGAGCCCUAGAAGUGCCAACGCUUUCCUGACACCCAGUUGUGAUUGGAACCGGUUAAGACCAGAAGUCACUACAACUCAAGACAAAGCAAAUGAAAUCUUGGUACAGCAAGAAUUGGAUUCGCUAACAGACUGUAGUAAAGAAAGUGGCUUAAAUCAGGACGCUUCUACUUCAAAUUCAAAUCACAUUUCGGUGAAAGGAGUCCCAUCCUCUGAAGUGAGUGAAGGCCAGACACCUCAGCCCCAGCGUGAUGUGCCAUACUUCAGGAAAAUCCUCCAAUCAGAAACUGACAAGCUGACCUCGCACUGCCUGGAGUGGGAGGGGAAGCUGGAGCUGGACAUCCCUGAUGAUGCUAAAGAUCUUAUCCGUACAACGGUUGGUCAAACAAGACUCCUUAUCAAGGAGAGAUUCAGACAGUUUGAAGGACUGGUGGACAACUGCGAGUAUAAACGGGGUGAAAAGGAGACGACCUGCACAGAUCUGGAUGGAUUCUGGGACAUGGUCAGUUUUCAGGUCGAUGAUGUGAACAAGAAGUUCAACAACCUGAUCAAACUUGAGGCGUCAGGAUGGAAAGACAGCAAUAAUCCAGGCAAAAAAGUCCUCCGGAAAAAAAUUGUGCCCGGUAGAACAAGUAAAGCAAAGCAGGAUGAAGACGGACGAGCGGCAGCUAGGAGUCGCCUCGCCGCCAUAAAGAAUGCAAUGAAAGACAGGCUGCGGCAGGAAGUGCAGGCCCAUGCAGCAGCUCCUGAGUCAGCAAAGGAAGUUGAAAAAAUAGUGUUCGAUGCUGGGUUUUUCAGAAUCGAGAGCCCUGUGAAGUCUUUCUCAGUACUGCCUUGUGAACGUCGUUCUCAAAGAUUCGGAACACCUCUGUCUGCCAGCAAAGUUGUGCCUGCAGGCAGGACUGCUGGGGACCUUCUGAGACAGAAGACGCCACUGAAGAAGCCAGACCCUCAGAGCAGCAAGAGUGAGCGUGCUGAUGGGACGUUUUCAGAUGGCCUUGAAAGCAGGUGCCAUGUAGAAGAUGCCCUGUGUCCUGGAGAACAAGAUUCAAGUGACAUAGAGCAUGAUGUAAAUAAAAUAAAUGCCAAGAUGGAUUGUUUCUCUGUUGAAACGUAUUUGCCUCUUCCUGCUGGUGAUGCUAAUACCAAUCAAAAAGAAGCAAUCUCAGCCGUGGAAGGAGUGAGUUCUGCAGUCACCUCCCAGGAUGUGCUGAUGAGCAACCCUGAGACAAGUACCUCCUCACAGAGCAACACCUCACAAGAAGAAGCUGAGGCAUCCCAGUCAGUGCCAUUAUAUAAAAGGCUCACUUCUGAAUGCCACCUUCUUGGUCCACCAGGCCUCAGCUGCACCAGCGCCUGCACUCAGGAGGAGCCCAGACAGCCAGAUCGUGGCAGACAGUUCUCCUUUGGGGGGGACCUCAUUGUCUUCUCACCUGCAAGACCCUGAAGAGAACACCAGGAGGGCUUUUAAUUUAAAAUAACUGCAAACAUUCUUUUCUUCGCAUUGUUAAUUC
This is a messenger RNA of Mus pahari (shrew mouse), 2582 nucleotides long. It is a transcript of the gene Dlgap5, whose product is annotated as DLG associated protein 5. Gene Ontology annotation, molecular function: microtubule binding. Gene Ontology annotation, biological process: regulation of mitotic cell cycle; chromosome segregation; centrosome localization. The transcript is spliced from 19 exons. The record is from RefSeq and is a predicted model, not a curated record. Lineage: Eukaryota; Metazoa; Chordata; Mammalia; Rodentia; Muridae. The coding region runs from base 95 to 2515 and encodes 806 amino acids. Gene Ontology annotation, cellular component: cytoplasm; spindle pole centrosome; nucleus.